AUGUCGACGUUCGGCGAGUACUUUCGGGUGACGACGUAUGGCGAGUCGCACUGCCGCUCGGUCGGCUGCAUUGUCGACGGCUGCCCGCCGGGCAUGCAGCUGACGGAGGACGACAUCCAGCCGCAGAUGGACCGGCGCCGGCCGGGACAAUCGAGCAUUACGACGCCGCGCAACGAGGCGGACCGCGUGGAGGUGCAGUCGGGCACGGAGUUUGGGGUGACGCUGGGGACGCCGAUUGGGCUGCGCGUGAUGAACAAGGACCAGCGGCCCAAGGACUACGGUAACUCGACCAUGGACCUGUACCCGCGGCCCAGCCACGCGGACUGGACGUACUUGGAAAAGUACGGCGUCAAGGCGAGCAGCGGCGGCGGCCGCAGUAGCGCGCGCGAGACGAUUGGGCGCGUGGCGGCGGGCGCGAUUGCCGAAAAGUACCUGCGGCUGGCGUACGGCAUCGAGAUUGUGGCCUUUGUGUCGUCGGUCGGCAAGGUGCACCUGUUCCCGCCGGGCAGCGAGGACGAGGACGACAUGACAUCGGCCGCGGCCGGCGCGCGCAACCGGCUGCUGUCGACGAUUGACCGCGCGACGGUCGACGCGUUUGCGCCGGUGCGGUGUCCCGACGCCGACGUCUCGGCCGCCAUGGCCAGGUACAUUGAGGGCUUCAAGGACCGCGAGGACAGCAUCGGCGGCACGGUGACGUGCGUGAUCCGCAACACGCCGCCCGGGCUGGGCGAGCCGUGCUUCGACAAGCUCGAGGCCGUGCUGGCGCACGCGAUGCUGAGCAUCCCCGCGACCAAGGCGUUUGAGCUGGGCUCCGGGUUCGCCGGCUGCGAGAUCCCGGGCUCCGUCCACAACGACGCCUUUGUGCCCAACCAGCCGCUGCCGGCCGGCACGGCCACGCCGCCGGGCGCGGCGGCCACGCGCUCGCGGCUGACGACCAAGACCAACUACUCGGGCGGCGUGCAGGGCGGCAUCUCCAACGGCGCGCCCAUCUACUUCCGCGUGGGCUUCAAGCCGCCCGCCACCAUCGGCAAGGCGCAGACGACGGCGACGUACGACGGCUCCGCGCAGGGCGUGCUGGCGGCCAAGGGCCGGCACGAUCCGUGCGUGGUGCCGCGCGCGGUGCCGAUUGUGGAGGCGAUGGCGGCGCUGGUGAUUAUGGACGCGGUGCUGGCGCAGCAGGCGCGGCACACGGCGCGGCAAUUCCUGCCGCCGCUGCCGCAGACGCUGCCGGUGGCGCCGCCGGCCGACAACGGCGUGACGGAGGAGGUGAAGCAGUAA
Sporothrix schenckii 1099-18 is the source of this 1278-nucleotide messenger RNA. Its product is annotated as chorismate synthase. Gene Ontology annotation, biological process: chorismate biosynthetic process; aromatic amino acid biosynthetic process. Gene Ontology annotation, cellular component: cytosol. Bases 1 to 1278 code for a protein of 425 amino acids. Gene Ontology annotation, molecular function: FMN binding; chorismate synthase activity. The record is from RefSeq and is a predicted model, not a curated record. The transcript is spliced from 2 exons. NCBI's taxonomy places the organism in Eukaryota, Fungi, Ascomycota, Sordariomycetes, Ophiostomatales, Ophiostomataceae.